Molecule: messenger RNA, 1136 nt
Organism: Gossypium raimondii (Peruvian cotton)
Lineage: Eukaryota; Viridiplantae; Streptophyta; Magnoliopsida; Malvales; Malvaceae
Exons: 5
Coding region: 193-807 (204 amino acids)
Biological process (GO): negative regulation of translation; translation
Cellular component (GO): mitochondrial large ribosomal subunit; ribosome
Molecular function (GO): mRNA binding; structural constituent of ribosome
Source: RefSeq, a predicted model, not a curated record
CCCUUAGCCCAAUUUAAUUAUUGAGUGCAUAUCCAACAACUCUGCUCCCUCUCUCGUCUUUGUCAUCUCAAACCCUAGAUCAGGGUUUAAAGAAUUUUUUCCUUUUUUUUUUCAAAAAAAAUUUCAACUAAAAUUCCCCUCUUGAUCUUCUUCGAUUAUUAUCUUUUGAUUGUGGCUUAAAAUUACGGAAAAAUGGCAGCCCAAGCAGCAGCAACCACUUUCAAUGGGAACUUAAAGAAAGCACUUGCUGGUCUGAGGCGAAUUAAUCUGGAAGGUCUAAGAUGGAGAGUUUUCGAUGCUAAAGGCCAGGUUCUCGGAAGAUUAGCAUCUCAAAUUUCUACUGUUAUCCAAGGAAAGGACAAGCCUACUUACGCUCCUAAUCGUGAUGAUGGGGAUAUGUGCAUUGUGAUCAAUGCCAAGGAUGUAUGUGUUACAGGGAGAAAACUUACAGACAAGGUUUAUUACUGGCAUACAGGCUAUGUCGGCCACCUCAAAGAAAGAAGUUUAAAGGACCAGAUGGCAAAGGAUCCUACAGAAGUCAUACGUAAAGCUGUUCUGCGUAUGCUUCCUAGAAACAAACUGCGUGAUGAUAGAGAUCGAAAAUUGAGGAUAUUUGCUGAUAGUGAACACCCCUUUGGUGAUAGGCCCCUUGAACCAUACAUGAUGCCUCCCCGAAAAGUGCGAGAAAUGAGGCCUCGUGUAAGAAGAGCUUUGAUUCGAGCUCAAAAGAAGGCAGAGGAGCAAGAACAAGGUGGUAGCCAAAGAAAAGGCAGAAAGAGGGAAGCCAAAACAGAAGUGGCAGCAUGAAAAGUGAUUUGUGUCCAGUAUGGAAGAACCGCAAGUGUGGGUGUAGAUCACUUUCAUUAGAAUAAUAGUGUCUUUCUCACAGUUUAGCAAAGUUUCUUUGUAGCUCAAACAUAGCAUUUACUGUUCUGCUUUUUGAGGUACUAAUAGUUAGGUGCAGCAAAAGACGUGGCUUUUGCCUGCAUUUGUUGGCUGCAGCCCUCUGGUUCCCGAAAGUCUGAACUCCUUUAAACAUAAAUUAAACUAGUUCUUUGUUUAGUACUAUUCGCCUAGCCUAUAAUUUGAAGACAAUAUCACACUUCAGUUUCUAUUUGAUUUGAAAUCCACUCCAA